Phanerochaete carnosa HHB-10118-sp is the source of this 183-nucleotide messenger RNA. RefSeq lists its product as uncharacterized. The transcript has a single exon. NCBI's taxonomy places the organism in Eukaryota, Fungi, Basidiomycota, Agaricomycetes, Polyporales, Phanerochaetaceae. The record is from RefSeq and is a predicted model, not a curated record. Bases 1 to 183 code for a protein of 60 amino acids.
AUGCAAGACACGCGGCGCCUAAACUCGCGGCACACAAGUUCAUGUGUCCCCUUCGGGGUGACAUACGAAAAAAUUGGAACGAUACAGAGAAGAUUAGCAUGGCCCCUGCACAAGGAUGACACGCUUUCCCGGAGUGGUAGACCUACGGGUCUCAAUAUUUAUUUUCUCUCAGUCUCUGACUAG